CUCUUUUAUCCACUUUUCCUGAUAUUAUUUCAGUUAACAUAUAUGGAGCUCACAAUCUCUCACUCUUCCUUUAGAGUAGCAACUAUUAUCUCUCUACGUUGCAAAGCCUCUUCUCACCAAAAUAGAUUGAUGCCAAUGUUUAAGUCCACACCUAAAGAUAUCAAAUCCGCCAACUUUCUUUUAAAAUGCUCCGCCAAUCAAUUGAUCUUGCCAGUGGGACUGUACGAGGAAAGUAGGUUCUCAAAAUCCUUUCUACUCGGCCAAAAUAAACGUAAUUCCUUCUGCCGGGCAUGCUCUCAAGUUGAAUCUUCUGGUUCUGAUCCAGUGUUUGCCAAAGUUUUACGUUUUGGAUCUACUUGCUAUAAAUUUGCAAGGCCGUAUGCAAUGCGUCAAGCAAUUAUAUCGACCAUUUGUUUGUUUGCAAGAGUGUUUGUUGAGAACAAACAAUUGUUUAAAUGGUCGCUGUUGUUUAAGGCAUUCCCGGGCUUAAUUGCUAUCAUACUUGCACACGCAUAUUAUAAUGGCAUCAAUCAGAUUUUCGACGUCGAUAUUGAUAGGAUAAAUAAACCGUAUUUACCGAUACCAUCUGGAGAACUUUCACUAAAACAAGCAUGGUUCCUAAUGAUAUUUUCUGUACUUACUGGCUUGUCAAUUUUUCAAUUGAUGAAGGCCGACCGAAUCACCACUUCUCUCUAUUGUUUUGGUCUUCUACUAGCCACCUUAUAUUCUGCUCCCCCCUUCAGAUUCAAGGGAUCUUCUAUUGCAACGGCUAUUGUGAUUCCUUUGAUCAGUAUCACUAAUUGUAUAGGUAUACUUUACGCCACAAGAGUUUCCCUUGGACUUCCAUUUUGGUGGAGCCCUCCGAUUGUUUUCAUCACUACCUUUGCUGUAAUGUUUUUUGUGGUCAUAUGCAUCAUAAAAGAUAUUCCUGAUGUGGAAGGUGAUAUGAAGAAUAAUAUUCGAACAUUUGCGGCGAUUUUUGGAGCUAGAAAUAUUACAAUCCUUGGUACUGGUAUAUUGGUGAUAAACUAUAUUGCUACUAUAGGGGCAGCUAUUUAUAUGCCUCAGGUUUUUAAGCGUUCCUUAAUGUUGCCCGUUCACUCAACCUUGGCUUUACUGUUACUUUUUCAGGCCAGGAAGUUGGACAAAACAAAUUAUACCAAGGUAGUAAUAUGCUGCUUAUACUCAAGGACUCAACAGUCAAUGUCCGUCAUCGAUAACUGGGGGGACAUGCAUCAUCGUGGGGAUACUUGGGUUAAUCUCCAAGCUGAGCAGACUUUUGUAACUGGAAUAGUUAAUGAGGAGGAUAUUAUGGAGCAAUUUCUGGGCACCAGCAGAGGACACAAGACUGGAGUGGGUCCCAUACUCCCACAAAAUAUUUAUCGAGGGGAUGCGUCGUCAUCUGGCUCACGUUCGGCAAGAUCUUCUACAACACGUUCUGACCCACACGUAGAAGAAUACUUGCAACAGAGUUACCAGCAAAACCUCCAACUGUACGAGAGCAUCAGAAUUAUGCAGGAUUUCAUCACUCAUAUGCACCCAAACAUGACUUUCCCAGCAGUUACUCGUCUUGUGUCGUAUGUCUGUCCAAGUCAUCCGCCUCCGAAUCCUUCUGAUGAUAAUGACGAUGAUUCAGUGAUGCUGCUAAUUUAG
Messenger RNA from Morus notabilis, 1653 nucleotides. RefSeq names its product homogentisate solanesyltransferase, chloroplastic. NCBI's taxonomy places the organism in Eukaryota, Viridiplantae, Streptophyta, Magnoliopsida, Rosales, Moraceae. Gene Ontology annotation, cellular component: membrane. The transcript has 11 exons. Gene Ontology annotation, molecular function: transferase activity, transferring alkyl or aryl (other than methyl) groups. The record is from RefSeq and is a predicted model, not a curated record. Bases 43 to 1653 code for a protein of 536 amino acids.